Molecule: messenger RNA, 1007 nt
Organism: Priapulus caudatus
Lineage: Eukaryota; Metazoa; Priapulida; Priapulimorpha; Priapulimorphida; Priapulidae
Product: stress-induced-phosphoprotein 1-like
Exons: 8
Coding region: 306-1007 (233 amino acids)
Biological process (GO): post-translational protein targeting to endoplasmic reticulum membrane
Cellular component (GO): TRC complex; membrane
Molecular function (GO): protein binding; molecular adaptor activity
Source: RefSeq, a predicted model, not a curated record
UAUAUCCUUGAACCGAGCCGGCCGCUAUAGUUCUAGAGAUAUACUGUCGAGUGUACCUUUGUGAUGUCGCUUGUUAACAUUGGCCGUAUUGUUUGUGUAGUUAUAUAACUUGGUAACACGUUUUCAGGUGAACCGGUGAGUUUGUGAGUCAUGUCACAAAAAAAGGGAAAAACUGAUGAAGACUGUGGCUACGUGGAUUUAUCAGAAAGGAUACGAAACUACCAGAAGGACAUUAAUAGAAGCCGUAAAAAGAAGCCAAAAGGUCUGAAGAUCAUGUUUUAGGAGACCAGGAAAAAGUGUGUGCAAUGGCUUUAUGUUUUGUGCUGCAAAGGAUACUAGAUUUUUGUAGGGAUGAUUCAUUUUUUGCUCGUGAGCUUCGUGAGAAGCUGACUCUUAUAAUAGCAACCAGUGAGAUGGAAAAUUUCUCAAUGUCUCUCAGCCCUACGUCUCUGCUGAGAUUCAUAAAAUUAUAUCAUGGGUACAUGUUUGAAGAAAUUGGGCGACAGACUGCAUGGUUAUUCCCGGAGCUAAACCCCCUUCAGACUGCGACUGCCGUGAUGGUUACUGCUAUGUCAGUCUGCAUCUACAUGUUAGAAUCUGCUGUGCCUCCAAUCGUCCUUUCAGUAUUUAAGAAAGCAGAUGAUGAGCGUACCCAGGAAAGUAGAAGAUUCAAAGACUUUGGCAACAACGCAUUUUUCAAGAAAGAUUACUCAAAGGCACUACAUCGCUAUACAGAUGCCAUCGAGUUAAAUCCAUUCAAUCACAUCGUUUACGGAAAUCGGGCACAGGUGUACAUUGAAAUGGAGAAGUACUCGAGUGCGAGAUCAGACUGCUUCCGUGCAAUGCUUCUGGACGAAACCUGGCCAAAGAAGUGGGAUUAUGCCGAGAUCAAGUCCCCUGGUGAUGGUGGAUCAAGCUUCUUGGUGAUCGUCCAGACCAACUACCUGGAGAAUCUGCAUUUCAAGAUAUGGGUUGCAAUGGUUGUUUCACCCAUGCUGUAUAACUGA